AAGGCCUUCUCACAAUUUAACCCACACAAAUAAAUACUAUCAAAACCCUAUACGCCCACCGCCGUCUUCAUUUCUUAAUUUUCUCCGGCGCCGCUGCAAUUCUUCAUCUUCUCCGUUGCAUAAUUUGUGUGCAGACCGAGAAAAAACUAUGAAGCAGAAUGAUGAACUACUGAAUAGUACUGAAUUUGAUAUGGAAGAUGACGAUCCUGUUGUUUCCGAGUCCGAAUCUGAUUCGGACGAAGAUGGGGACGUGAAGUUAAGCGAGCCUGCAAAGACUGCUGUGUAUAACAAAGCUGGCUUGCUCGAUAAACUUGGAGAUAUCUGCUGGCCAGAGAGUGUGGACUGGAUACACAAGUUGUCGCUCGAUAUUGAUCAAGAUAAUGAGGUGAAUGUGAAUGAUGAUCUGAACCGGGAGCUAGCUUUCUACACACAGGCACUAGAGGGGGCAAGGCAGGCGUUUACGAAAUUCCAGUCGAAGGAGGUCAACCUGCCUUUCCUCAGGCCGUCCGAUUACUAUGCUGAGAUGGUUAAAUCGGACACGCACAUGGAGAAGGUGAAGAGCCGCAUCUUGGCAGAGAAGAGGAAGAUGGAGGAGGCCGAGGAGAGGAGGAAGGCUCGGGAUAACAAGAAGUUGGCCAAGGAAAUUCAAGUGCAGAAGCAGAAGGAGAGGGCUAAGCAAAAGAAGGAUGACAUAGAGUCUGUCAAGAACUGGAGAAAGCAGAGGAAGCAGAGUGGUUUCGCUGCUGAUGAUAAGGAUGGUGACCUGAGCUUGGCGUUUGAAGACGGGAAAGCGUUUCAGAGGUCGGGUAAGAAGAGGCCGGGAGUUGCUCCGGGAGAUCGGUCUGGGGGUAAGGGCGGUGGGAAGUUUAAGAAGGGAUCUGAUAAAAAGAUGAAGGGCAGAGAACGAAAGGACUCGAAGUAUGGAUUUGGAGGGAGGAAAGGGAUGAAGAAGCAGAACACGGCUGAGACCACCGAGGAUUUUCGAGGAUAUCGUCAAAGCAAUAAGAAACAAAAGAUAUGAGAUAAAUGAGUUGUAUUGUAUUUGGCUUUUUUAGGUACUGUGAUGAUUAUGAUGAACUUUUGUUGUGAGGCUAGUUUAGCUUCUAAAUUUUGUGAUGGCAGUUGAAUUCCUACUAUUUUGAAGCAAGAGUAGUACUUUUUUGUUGUGACAA
Molecule: messenger RNA, 1172 nt
Organism: Salvia hispanica
Lineage: Eukaryota; Viridiplantae; Streptophyta; Magnoliopsida; Lamiales; Lamiaceae
Product: putative rRNA-processing protein EBP2 homolog
Biological process (GO): ribosomal large subunit biogenesis; rRNA processing
Cellular component (GO): nucleolus; preribosome, large subunit precursor; nuclear periphery
Source: RefSeq, a predicted model, not a curated record